Postia placenta MAD-698-R-SB12 is the source of this 318-nucleotide messenger RNA. RefSeq lists its product as hypothetical. The record is from RefSeq and is a predicted model, not a curated record. Lineage: Eukaryota; Fungi; Basidiomycota; Agaricomycetes; Polyporales; Adustoporiaceae. The transcript has 6 exons. The coding region runs from base 1 to 318 and encodes 105 amino acids.
AUGUCGAGUGGUUCAUGGUCGUCUCAACAAACACACCGUCCUGUCCUCCCUCCGAAUCCCACCGCUAUGUGUAACUGGCGUCGCGUCCGCAACCACUACAAGCGCUGUGGGCACUACAUUGACUUGCCCGAAGAAGAGAUCAAAUGCGAAGAUCGUUACUGCAAGUUCAGCCCGGCACAUCCUCCUGAUUGUGUUCCUCCGGAGUGCACUAAGCGGUGCUGGCAGUACCACCAGUUUCCGGAGCAAUAUAAUCCGGUUAUAGACAACAUUUGCCCUUCCUGCAUCCAGAUUGCCAGAGCCCAGGCAGCGGCGCGUUGA